This is a messenger RNA of Saitoella complicata NRRL Y-17804, 1460 nucleotides long. Its product is annotated as ARM repeat-containing protein. NCBI's taxonomy places the organism in Eukaryota, Fungi, Ascomycota, Saitoellomycetes, Saitoellales, Saitoellaceae. Gene Ontology annotation, cellular component: cytoplasm; membrane. The coding region runs from base 79 to 1323 and encodes 414 amino acids. Gene Ontology annotation, molecular function: protein binding. The transcript is spliced from 3 exons. The record is from RefSeq and is a predicted model, not a curated record.
GGCCUCCUCCUCGAUACCCAACACACAAAUCUCCACUCAAUUCUUACGGCUCAAUCGCCAGAAACUUUUUAUCAGCGCAUGUCCAGUCAGCCAAAGCCCCUCCUCAACGGUGCAAAGAUCAAGCAAAGGAAAAGAGCUCAAGCAGCUUCCGCAAAGUUUGAGCCGAGCGUUUUUCGUGAUCAGAUUUUCAAGGAUCUCGCAACUGUAAGCGAGGGUGAUUAUGAUUCUGUCUACCAGAAAUUAGACAAGGCCGGAAACGUUCUUGACUACCACAAGUAUGGUGAGACUCUCUGGGAACUCCUUCUCACUGGAUCCCUCCUCCAGCCCGGAGGUGUCCUCGACACUUCUGAGCGCCUUCCUUUCAACAUCUUCGACUCCGCCAGCAACGAAGACGUGAUUAAGCGUGUCGAUGUUUUCAACCGCCUUAUCCGUCGUUACAAGUACCUCCAGCGUGUCAUGGAGGAGACUCUGAGGAACAUCCUUCAGUUCGUGAACAAAUGGUCCACGACCCAGGAGGCUCAGGUUGAGCGCCUCGCCGUCGCUGUCGGAAAUGCCUGUGCUCUUCAGCUCUUGCCUUUGGGAGUUUUGAACGUCCUUGCAAAGGAGCACCUGGUAAAGGAUGGUCUUUCUCUUACCUUCGUUACCAUCGUGUUGCAGAGCUUGUUGAAGGCUCAGUCUGCCGAUGCUUUUACCGUGCAGCUCAAGAAGUCCGAUAUCACCGACAUCUUGAACUUUUUCCCUCCUGGCCAGCGCAGCAACGCUAAUGUUGCUGAGCACUUUGACGCCAAGGGCUUGAAUGCUGUCACCCAGUACCACAACCUUAAGUCUACCAACUUCUUCAAGGAGGAAUUCACCGCUCAUGUUAGGGAGCUUAUUGAUGAAGAGAAGACCCCUGAUGAGGUUAUUGAAUACCUCGGUGAGCAGAAGAAGAAGUUUACCAUGGCCAACGAUGCCUUCGUUGCUUUGGUCUGGAACGCCCUCAUCGCCACUAUUGACAUGUCCGCCAAGUCCGACACCUUGGAGGCCACCACUUUGAAGUUCAUCAACAAGUUUUCGCCCACCUUCGCCGCUUUCGCGACGACCCCCCAGACCGAGCUCGCCCUUGUCCAGACGGCCCAGCUCACCUGCUACGAAAUCGCUGCUUUGCAGAAGUCUUUCGUGAAGAUUGUACAGUUGCUCUACAAGAACGACGUUGUCUCUGACUCCGCCAUCAUGUACUGGUACGAGAAGGGAGCGAAGCCUCAAGGAAAGAGCUCGUUCUUGAACAGCAUGCAGAAGUUUGUUGAAUGGUUGCAGGAGGAUGAGGAGAGCGACGAGGAGUAAGUCCAUGCAGGAGGAGGAAAGAUUCGGUCUGUGAGGUGGUUGUUGCAUCUUUGCAUUCGUUUGGGGAGAGGACCAUUGGGCCAUUUGGGCUUUGUUUUCUGUUUUUAGUCGUCUUGUUUUCCUCUUGUUGCCAGUGU